This is a messenger RNA of Trematomus bernacchii (emerald rockcod), 4330 nucleotides long. RefSeq names its product kinesin light chain 2 (gene klc2). The transcript is spliced from 14 exons. Gene Ontology annotation, biological process: microtubule-based movement. Gene Ontology annotation, cellular component: cytoplasm; kinesin complex; membrane-bounded organelle. Gene Ontology annotation, molecular function: kinesin binding. NCBI's taxonomy places the organism in Eukaryota, Metazoa, Chordata, Actinopteri, Perciformes, Nototheniidae. The record is from RefSeq and is a predicted model, not a curated record. Bases 166 to 2052 code for a protein of 628 amino acids.
UCUCUCCUAGCUGUCCCAUUUGAGACAUAUCCAAAAAUGACGUCCUUCUUUGUUAAUGAAUAUACGUUUUUGAGGGGAUGACCAGUCAGUACCGGCAUGUUCAAUAAUAGCUUUCCUGCCGGCCUGAAUUUUGAAGUAACGGUCCGGUGUGUAUGAAACCAGGCUAUGUCCACAAUGGUGUAUCCUCGUGAAGAAGCCCUGGAGCGCCUGAGCCAGGAUGAGAUCGUCCUCAACACCAAGGCCGUCAUGCAGGGCCUGGAGACGCUGCGCGGCGAACACGCCCAGAUCCUCAACUCGCUGCUGGACUGCGCCCAGCCCCCCGCCGCGCAGGAGAAAUCCGGCCUGCUGCGCAAGAGUCUGGAGGCCAUCGAGCUGGGCCUGGGAGAGGCACAGGUGAUCGUCGCCCUGUCGAGCCACCUGAGCGCCGUGGAGUCGGAGAAGCAGAAGCUGCGGGCUCAGGUGCGCCGGCUCUGCCAGGAGAACCAGUGGCUGCGGGACGAGCUGGCCGGGACGCAGCACAAACUGCAGCGCAGCGAGCAGAGCGUGGCGCAGCUGGAGGAGGAGAAGAAGCACCUGGUGUUCAUGAACCAGAUCAAGAAGUUUGACGAUGACGUGUCUCCGUCGGAGGAGAAGAACCAGAGCGGGGGAGGAAGUGGAGGAGACACUUCGAAGGACAGUCUGGACGACUUGUUCCCCAACGAUGACGACCAGGGGCCAGCCCAGCCCAGCGGAGAGGUGGCGGCUCAGCAGGGGGGCUACGAGAUCCCGGCCCGCCUCAGGACGCUGCACAACCUGGUGAUCCAGUACGCCUCGCAGGGCCGCUACGAGGUGGCCGUGCCGCUCUGCAAACAGGCUCUGGAGGAUCUGGAGAAAACAUCCGGACACGACCACCCCGACGUCGCCACCAUGCUCAACAUCCUGGCUCUGGUGUACAGGGAUCAGAACAAGUACAAAGAGGCGGCUCACCUGCUGAACGACGCGCUGGCCAUCAGAGAGAAGACGCUGGGGAAGGAUCACCCCGCUGUGGCCGCCACCCUCAACAACCUGGCCGUCCUGUACGGAAAGAGAGGGAAAUACAAGGAGGCCGAACCUCUGUGCAAGAGAGCGCUGGAGAUCAGAGAGAAGGUGUUGGGGAAGUACCACCCAGAUGUAGCCAAGCAGCUGAACAACCUGGCGCUGCUGUGUCAGAACCAGGGGAAGUACGACGAGGUGGAGUACUACUACAGACGGGCCCUCGAGAUCUAUGAGUCCAAACUGGGAGCCGAUGACCCCAACGUGGCCAAGACCAAAAAUAACCUGGCGACGUGCUACCUGAAGCAGGGGAAGUUCAAAGACGCUGAGGCUCUGUACAAAGAGAUCCUGACCAGAGCACACGAGAAGGAGUUUGGAUCCGUCAACAAUGACAACAAACCAAUCUGGAUGCACGCAGAGGAGAGAGAGGAGAGCAAGGGUAAACGUAAGGACUCUGGCCCGUAUGUAGAGUAUGGCAGCUGGUACAAGGCCUGCAAGGUGGACAGCCCCACAGUGAACACAACCCUGAAAAGCUUGGGGGCUCUGUACCGUCGUCAGGGCAAACUGGAGGCGGCCGAAACUCUGGAGGAGUGUGCCAGCAAGACCCGUAAACAGGGAAUUGAUGCCAUUAACCAGAGUAAGGUGGUGGAGCUGCUGAAGGACGGGGGGGGCGGAGGGGGGGACAGACGACACAGCAGGGAGGGAAUCAACGGGCCGGGGGGGCAGCGGGGGGAGAGCGAGGGCGACAACUCCGCGGAGUGGAACGGGGUCAGUGAUGGGAACGGGUCUCUGCGGCGCAGCGGCUCCUUCGGGAAGAUCCGUGACGCCCUGAGGAGGAGCAGCGAGAUGCUGGUGAAGAAGCUGCAGGGGAGCGGGCCUCAGGAGCCACGAAACCCAGGAAUGAAAAGAGCAAGCUCCCUCAACUUCCUCAACAAGAGCACUGAGGAGACCACACAGGACGUCACCCCCGGCCUCUCGGACUGCAGGGGACUCAGCUCCAGCAACGUGGACCUAUCCAGACGCAGCUCCCUGAUUGGCUAGCCCGAGAGAGGAGGCGGGACUGAGGAGAGGCUGUUUUCAGCUUGGUUUGAUCCACACUCUCCACACGCGAGAUCAAACACUUGCACCUGCAGCAUAUUUUUUAAAGAACACUGAGAGAGAAUAAAAAAACACCACCUCACGUAGCGUCAUCCUGUUUAGACACGGUCGCUGCUUCGCUGUAUAAAACGCUGCCAUCAAUCACUAAAGAGAAUAUUUAGAUACACAUUAAUCAGCAUGCUGCUUACUAGAACGUGGAAUGUCUGCACCUGAGCGCAUCGUGUUUUAGCACCGUGGCGUAUAUCCACAUCGUGAUGAGUCCCGUGUUUAGUGUGCAGACACUCGUAGGCUAAAUGUACUCCGGUUCCAGUUCAGAGAGGAGCGUUUGCACUCUGUAUAUCCCACCAGUAGCAUGGAGUAUCUCCCGAUUGCUAACCGCCCAUUCCAUGCAUAUCACAGACGGUCCAAAUGGUACCAUCCGCUUUGAUUUAAACGAGGAUAGCAGAUGUAUUUAAGAAGAAUACGAGCGAUCUUUGGGGAUUUUCAAUUAGCACUAACCAUUUAAACCUCACUGUUUGCCUUUCUUGUUGUUUUAUGUAUAUACAGUUUUAAAUUAUUUGAUGUUUCUUUCCUUGUAAAUAGUGCACUUUUUUUUUGUUUACACUUUAUUGGGUCUAAGAAAAUACUUAUCUAAAGGGGGAGGACUGGAAAACACAGAAAUAUGAAAAGUUCCUAAAUGCUGAUACAUUUAGUCCCUCAAUCACUGAAUUCUGCUGACUCAUGGUUCAGUUUAGUCGUAAUGCACUUUGAGCCCCUACUGCGCCCUCUGCUGGUCAUGUUUAUAUCAGUCAUUCUUUAAACUUUGAUAUAAAAGUGUCAGAAAGUUCAUUUGAAAUUAUAUUUACUAUGUCUCCUCAAUACUACCUACUGGAAAAUAAGUUGAAUAAAACACUAAAAUCAUUACUUUCAGGUACCUUUUCCUCACUAAACACUUCCAGGCUUACUGCCAUAAGUCUGAAAGCUACUGAAGGGAAAUAUUUCUAAAGCAUAAUCAAUGUAGGACUAAGGGUAACUAUCUUAUCAAAGCUGGUGCAGUGCAUCAACAACGUGUUCAUGUAUUCCUCUUGUGAAAGGUUUCCCCCGUGUUUAUGUUGCUGAAUAUGUAUCAUUUUGUACGGAACAAUCCUCAGUGUGACGUUUUGCCCUUCCUGAUGAUUUGUGUUUUCCUGUUUUUGAUCUGAGCUUUUUAUGUUAAAGGUACUGAUAAUCAUUUGAAUGUUCAAUUACAUAUCGAUUGUGGUAUCCGGUGGCUUUCACACUGGAUGUUUGUAUUGUGCUGUUUCCACCAAAAAUAAGACCAAUACCAAGAGAACUGUCCACAGAAUGUACACGUGUUAUCAUGUGAAGUCGAGUUCAGCCUCGGCAAGUUGCGGCGUCACUUCAACUGGGAUCAGAUUGUCAAGAACAACAACUUUUUUUGCUUAAUUUGUACGUUUUUCUUAGUUUACUCGUAAAAAUGGAAACUCCUGACAAUCUGAGUUACAUUUCUAAGACGGGAGGAUACAGGAUUGUUGCAUUUUGUCCACGACGGUGCAUGCACACCAUCGCCAAAUUCACAAACAACCUGACACCGCCCUUUCUUAAAAAUCACCUUUUGAUGACGUCACAUUGCUGACUCUAAAAUAAUGAAAGUGCUUAAUCUGUCAGCUUCUGAUUGUGCGCCGUGGUGCAGGUUUUAGAUCGUAAUGUAGAAAUGAACGCAUGAAGGAAAGAAGGCCUAAAGUAAGUGUUGAGGCAGAAAAAGAAAUUAUGGUAUGGAAAGACGUUGCGGGAGGAAAAGUGUUUAAGUGUCGUCCGCAGCAAAUAAUGUACAGAGCAAUCCUUUAUAUGUUUGUUCACAUCAGAAUGAUAAUUUGUAGUUUCCAGAACAUCUUCUAGGACUAGUCUACUUCCUGACUGUAACACUGAGCAAUCCUCUACCGUUCAUCACGUAUUCACCUCUGGGUUGGUUUGCUGGAAGUGUCUGUAAUUCGUCUGACUGUAUUAAUAGCUCCAUAAAUAUUAAGCACAAUAAAACGGCCGAGAGGAAAAUCUAAAACGGCUAUGGUUGUAAAUGUUCUGAAAGAUUUACCUCUAAUAUUUAUGGAGUUUUUACUUUAUGGUAAAUGUUCUAGAACCAUGGUCAUGUGCUCCUAUACUGCUGAUGGGUGUCAUUGUGAAGGGGCCAACCCAAUGUGUAUUUUAUCAAAAGGUUCAAUAAAUACAAACUCCACUUUUCAAA